CAACCUUUCACCACGCAUUGCAAGUCAUCACAGCAGUCGCAGCAGCGCAGUGUGUACACAAGCGCUGUCGUCUAUCUGCAGUGCGCGCCGGAUGCACCACCGGUUUGGUAGAGGUGUGGCAUUCCUGGUGGCUUUUGCAGCCUCCCGGAACGUAGCCACAUACGCUCUGAGGACCAUGUUGCGACCACGAACUAUUUGCAACCUUUAUCGCUGCCAGGUUAUACAGAAUACCUUGUACCACUGAUAUAGCAGAUGAUGAGGUUGGGUAUUGGUAUCCCACCGCGGUGGUCAAGCCACCCACCGAGAAAUGACUGGAAUGCACAAUUUGUUUUCUUUUCCGCAUUGCUCUUCGGUUUGCCCAGAACGUUCCGCUACUACCACGCGUCUCCCCUUCAGUCUCACUGUGUGUUAACGGCUACGCUCUACUUCGGUGCGCCGUCGCAAUCAUGGCGCGCAUUCCGCUCGUCAUUUCUGCGUUAUUUACCACUGUGAUACUUCCGAUCGUGGCUGUAGCCCAGAUCACGACUACUACGACAACUCCGGACUACGCUUGCCCUGCAGUGAACGGGCAGACAGUUGUCGAUCCGAGUGGAGUCUCGUACAUAAUACAAUGCAGCGGGGACACAUCCAUCGGCAACUAUGGGGUGGCUUCGACCAUGAAUGGAUUUGACGACUGCUUCUAUAAUUGCUCGAACCAGCUGGGUGACGCCUCUGCCCAACCAUGCUACUCUUUCACCUUCUGGAGUCCUUUCUUCACCAACGGCGUCGGGCAAGGUACUUGUUUCUAUCAGCACCAACCCGGGGGCUCUACGACAUUCGUCAGAAGCGACAACUACCAUGUCGCCGCUAUUCAGGUGGCCCAAUACGGUGGCGGAGCUUUCUCACUCGACACGACAUCUACGUCGACCUCUUCCACAUCAGCCACAGUCGACCCGAUGCCUACAACGGCGAGCACGACUUCAGAAAGUGUUCCUAGCUACCCACAAGGUGGCACUUCUAGUUCCAGCAGCUCUACAACAACGGACAGCAGCUCUACAACAACGGAUAGCAGCUCUAUAACAACGGAUAGCAGCUCUAUAACAACGGAUAGCAGCUCUAUAACAACGGAUAGCAGCUCUACAACAACGGACAGCAGCUCUAUAACAACGGAUAGCAGGUCUAUAACAACGGACAGCAGCUCUAUAACAAUGGAUAGCAGGUCUAUAACAACGGACAGCAGCUCUACAACAACGGAUAGCAGCUCUAUAACAACGGAUAGCAGCUCUAUAACAACGGGCAGCAGCUCUACAACAACGGACAGCAGCUCUAUAACAACGGGCAGCAGCUCUACAACAACGGACAGCAGCUCUAUAACAACGGAUAGCAGCUUUAUAAUGACGGACAGCAGCUCUAUAACAACGGAUAGCAGCUCUAUAACAACGGAUAGCAGCUCUAUAACAACGGACAGCAGCUCUAUAACAACGGAUAGCAGCUCUAUAACAACGGACAGCAGCUCUAUAACAACGGAUAGCAGCUCUAUAACGACAGAUAGCAGCUCUACAACAAUGGAGCCGCCAGCAUAUACUCCAUCUACCUCUGGCGGACUAGCCGAUAACAACAUACCGACAGUAGUGUUGUUGUCUACCUCAAGCAUGCAAUCAGGAUCUUCCUCGAGCUCGUCCGCAAUAACCAUUCCAACAGUCGGACCAUAUGCUUGCCCUUCGAAUGACGGGCAGACCGUUGUCGACUCCAACGGCCAGUCGUACGUCCUCCGCUGCGGUUGCGAUACCUCCAAUGGCGACUAUCAUCAGUUUAGUGCGGAAAGCUUCAAUGACUGCUUUUUAGGGUGCGACGACACUACACUAGGUCCAUGCUAUGGAUGGACCUUUCUGUAUACACUCAAAACGUCAGGAGCCGGAACGUGCUUUCUCAAGAACUUCGCAACGGAAAGCUUCAUCGGGUGUAAUGAAGCAAGUAAGGUUGCGGGCAUUCGGCCUGCCAAUCUAGUAACGGUAACGUCAUCCUCAUUAUCAGUGGCGAGUAAGACGCUAUCCGUGGUGUCGUCACCAACUGCGAGCAUUCAGUGCCCGGGUGGCUCCGACAACAUGCCAUAUACCGACUCCUAUGGCAUCGAGUACAUCAUCUUCUGCGACUCUGACACGCAACCGCCGUCCGACGGUCCGGGUGUUCAGACCCCGGACUUCCCAUCCUGUAUCAAUAUGUGUGCAACCCAGGGUCAGACUUGCGUCGCUGUCACAUGGAACAACGGCAUGUGCUACUUCAAGGAGUCUUUCAGCAACACCGUCUCAUCUUCCGGCAUUGACUCGGCCGUUCUGCAAUCAGUAUUGCCACCCAAUGACGCAUACGGCGAUGGCGCGUCGGGCAGCAGCAGCAGCAGCAGCAUGUCUUCGACAGUCAUUGCAUCGACAGCGGCAUCAACCGGGUCGAGCUCUUCAGUGAUGUCACCGCCAAUGGGGAGCAGCACAUCAACCACGUCGGUCGGUCCAUCUCCAUACGCUUCCCAGAGCAGCACCUUUACUAGCUCCACCACCGCAAGCUCGCCAAUGGCGCCGAACAAUCCGCCAACCACUCCUGGACUCUACACAACACCAAGCGUACCUACUGCAAGUUUCUCGUCGAGCUCAUCAAUGCUGCCGAAUAACUUGUCGACGCCUCCUGGACAGUAUACUUCACCAAGCGUACCCACCACGAGUUCGACAUUGAGCUCGCCGAUAGCGCCAGCAAACUCGCCAACCAGUCCACAGUACACUGCACCAAGCAUACCGACUAUGAGUUCCUCGUCAAGCUCUCCAAUGCUUCCUAACAAUCCAGCGACCAGUCCGGGACAGUACACGUCACCGAGCGUACCCACUUCGACUACGUUUUCAAGCCCUCCGAUGUUGCCUAGCAUUUCUCCAACCAGUCCUGGACAAUAUACGCCACCAGAUGUGGUCCCGACAUUAAGCUCGCCAGUGGAGAUAAGUACUUCUCCGGCGAACUCAGGACUGUACACUCCUCCAAGCGUGCCCAUAUCUUCUAGCUCACCCAACAACCCAGACCAAUAUGCACCACCCGUCGAAUCUUAUUACACCACCAGCUCGCUCUUGUCCACCUCUCAGCUUCCAGCCUGCGGUGCAUCUGCAACCGGAACCGCCACAGCUGCUGGCAGCAACAACACCUGCGCAGACGCCUUCGGCAACACUUUCAACGUCACUACUAAUACGAUCUACGCUGGCCACAUUCAAAUCCGCGCCGCGAAAGCCAACCUUGGGAGCUGUCUCACCUUCUGCGACACCACACCCGGUUGUAGGGCUGCCAACUACAACCCCACCACGUCACAGUGCGAACUGCUCGACACCGUCACCGGUACUACGACGGUGACGGGCACCGGUCCGCCUGUGCAAGCUGCGACGCGACCCGUGGACGUCGCUACCGUGUACACAGCGCCGCCCAGUGUUGCUGCGAUGACUACAACGAGCUCCAGCUCUGGUUUCUAUGGCAUUAACACACCUGGUCCGGCCUAUACAGGCGACCUGAACGGAGUUAGUCCCAUACCAUCGAGUAGCAACACACCGGCUAGUGACGCAACGAUGAACGGAGGCGGUUACGUGCCGCCGAAUGCGAGCCUGAGCGGACCUUCCCUCUACAGCACUACUCCAACGCCCACGUCAAAUGGUGGUGAUUCUAAUGUUCCCACGUAUCCGAGCGGCAGCCAGGGUACAAACUCCGUCUCACUGGUCAACAGCGUCACACCUGCGAGCGGAGGCGGCAACACAGGCAGCAUGCCAGGAAAGUACACCACAACGAACGGCGUGUCAGGAUACGAACAAUCCUCCGCUUCCUCGAGCAGCAGCGGUGGAGGACCGUCCUUCAUAACUAAUUACGGCCCCGGUCCCGCAACAGGAGGAGUAGGCGGCGUGAGUGGCUACAAUAGUGGCGGCGGCGGUAGCGCAAGCUCAUCCUCCAGCUUUCAAGGGACAAGGACCGGCGCCACAAUCGUCAGCUACAGCCUGAACGGAUCAUCCGCUACCGGCAGCUCUUCUACGCCCACCGCAGCCGUCUCGGAGGGUCCACCAUGUCCUGCCUACAAUGGCGGCAGCUAUACGGACGAGAACUACGCGACAUACUCUGUGUCCUGCAAUGAAUCCUACACCGGCACGACAUACGCUUCCUACAGCUCAAAACAUAAACGCCAAAUCUCUGUUGAACACGACGCCGACAAUUUCGCACAGGCUUGUAUGGCGCGCUGUGAUGCCGUAGAAGCCUGCGUCGCUAUCUCCAGCACGAGCACAGCCUGCACAUUGUUCAGCAGCGUUACCGGUCUGGCUACUGAGGAUGGAAGCGUAGCGGCAUUGAAGGUGACUGCACCUUCAGGAGCAUACGGAGGAGGAGAGGUGGUCACGGUCACGAUUUCGUCUUGUCCGACGCAACGGACGAGCACGCUGACAACGACGGCGACGCUGACGCAGACGUGUCCGGCGAGUGGGUGUGAGAUAGUGGGGAUGGGACGAUUGGAUGGGGAGGAGGUUAUUGGUUUUGAGCCAAUGUGAUAGUACGCGUAAUGUUUGGCAUCUCGUAAUAGUGAUGUUGUUUCUGGUAAGAUGCGGGCUGUGGCAUGGUAGUUGCAUGGGUGGGGUAACGAGUGGGUAGUAGGUAGUUUGCUGAAUCAGUUGUAAUGCAAGCUCGAAAACGCUGCUCAACACAUGUAGUCACGUCAUUGCCCUAGAUUGUGCUCAGAA
This is a messenger RNA of Baudoinia panamericana UAMH 10762, 4718 nucleotides long. RefSeq lists its product as uncharacterized. The transcript has a single exon. The record is from RefSeq and is a predicted model, not a curated record. NCBI's taxonomy places the organism in Eukaryota, Fungi, Ascomycota, Dothideomycetes, Mycosphaerellales, Teratosphaeriaceae. Bases 447 to 4529 code for a protein of 1360 amino acids.